AUGGCAGCGGUGGCGGGGGACGAUGACGUGGUAGCGGCUCGCGGCGACGGGGCGGCUGUCGUACGAGCGGCAGUGGCCGCAGAACAAGAUGUUGGGGAGGUGGAGGACCUCCCUGCGCAUCGUGUCGUACUCGCGGCCACAUGUGAGUACUUCAGGGCCCUAUUGACGGGGGCGGGAGCGAACAUGAGCGACAUGGCGACGGCGGCUGCCGCCGGGCAGGCCGCCGCGGCUGUGGCGGCGGCGGCGGCGGCGGCGCCAUUAGCAACGGCGAUGGAGACGGCGGCCGUCGUGGUCAGCUUACCGGGUCUGGACGGUUGGGCACUCCGGUUGGCGGUUGGGGCUCUGUACGAGCGGCGGGUGGAGAUAACGGCGGAUAACCUAGAGGGGCUCAUCUCAGCGGCGUCGUACUUGGGGGCGGCUGCACUACUGGACGCUUGUACGGCGUUCAUCCGCUCCAGUGUGGGCCUGUCCACGUGUCUACCGCUGCUGCUGCUGUCGUGGCGCUAUCAGCUGUCGCCCCUCAGAGACGAACUGCUCGGGGAGAUGUCAUACGUCUGCCGUAGGUUUUCCGUACUGGUUCGCAUGCCCCUCAGCAACGAUAGUAGCAGUGGUGGUGACGUUGCCACCGAGUACGAGUACGGCAGUGCUGGGUCCGAUCCGGAUUCGGUUUCGGAGGUUCUGCGGCUGUCUUCACUCCCCUUGGAGCUGCUGUUGGAGGUGCUGAGGAGUGAGGAGCUCCUAACGGAAUGCGAAAGCGACGUGUUACAGUGCGCUCUGGAAUGGCUCGUCGAACAGGAACUACCGGACGGUCCCCAGGCGCCGUACACUGACAUCGGCACAGCUGUCGGCGGGGCCGCCGGGGGAGGCAGCAGUAGCCUUGGCGACUCUGUCAAACCCGGCAGCAGCAACGGCUGUAGCAACCCACAACCGCCCUGCAUUGACAGCUGCAAACCUUGCGACGGCACCAGUCGUAUCAGUGACACUGCCUCUGCAGCGCGGGAGCUGGUACGGCUGGUAAACUGGGACUGUCUGCCCGACCCGCCACAUCUUCAUAUGACCCGUGGGUCACUGGCGGCGCAGACCCGCGCGCUGGCGUUGUUGUUGGCUGCCUACGCGGAGGAGCACCUCAGAGCGCCCGCGUCAGAGGCCCUUUCCACGACCGCCGCCGCCGUCGUCACCGCCGCCGCCGUCAUCGCCGCCGCCUUUGCGCCAGCGGAAGGCGCUGGCGGCAGCGCCGUACCGCCUCCGGCAGUACUCCGCUUACGGAGGCUGCUGGCGGAGCUGCAGGCGGCAGCGACGGCGGUGGACCUGGCACCCCAUGGCCCCGCCACGGAGUCGACGGCGGCGGCGGCGGCGGCGCCAUCGCCACCCUCGGCAGGGGCAGUAGCUGCAGCUUCUCUUGCUGGCGCCGUGGCCUCUAACGGCGGCGGCGGUAUUAACGGGGCCUUGCGUCGCAUCGGGGCUGUCGUAUCAUCUGACGUUGAGAGUAGAGCGUACGGCGGCAUUGGCGGCGGCAGCGGUCGGCGGCGGCGGCACCUGGCGUCGUGCCUGCUGGCGGCGGGGGGCCAUGACGCAAGCUGGCGAGCUGUCAAGGCGGUGGAGGUGUACGACCCUCGUACGGACCAAUGGAUGACGGGGCCGUCGUUGCUGCAAGGACUGUCUUUCACGGGUGCCGCCAUGGUGCCUGGAUCUGGAUUCGGGUUUGAAUUCGGAUCUGGUAUUGGAUCCACCAGAGGCAGCUGCGGUGCGGUUUAUUUGGUUGGCGGCACGCCGCUGUGCAGCAGUGUUUGGCGGCUGCCCUGGGGCGGGGACGGACCCAUGGGUCGCGGCUGGGAGCCUUGCCCGCCUUUGCUGAUGCCGCGAGCGCACGCGGGAGUGGUGGCGGUCGCAGGUACCCUCACAGUGCUGGGGGGCCGCUCCCAAGUCCAACAGCGCGGUCCAGAUAUGGUCCUGCCGCGCAGCGCUCAUGCGUGUGCCGUACUCGGCGGCCGUAUCUUUGCGCUGGGUGGCGCCGCAGGUGGCGGUGCUCGCGGCGGCGGCGGCGGCGGCGGCGGCGGCACGCACCGCAGCGGGGAGUUUCUUGACUUGGGCUCCGGUCGCUGGCACCUGCUGCCCUGCGACAUGUCCACAGAGCGUAAAUACACGGCGGCAGCCGCCCACGGUGGCCGUCUGUAUGUAUGUGGCGGCGUCAAGGACUCCCGCACCCGACUGCCCUCCCUGGAGGCGCUGGACCCCCGGGAGGGCAGGUGGGCCACCCUGGAGCCCAUGACUGUACCCAGGUCAAGUCACUCCAUGGCGGCCCUGGGGGGACAUCUCUACGUGGCGGGGGGGCAGUGCAGCAGCGUCGACAUACGGCCGCCGGCGACCUUUACCUCGGCCGCCGUCGGCAUCGGCGCUGGCGGCACCCCCGCCGCCACAUCCGCCGCCGCGGCUGCCUGGGGCUGGGGCCCUGCCAGGAGGACACUGUCCCCGCCGGCCUUCCCCGGCGGCAACUUUAGCGCUCUCGGAAGCUCACCUCCGUCACUGCCGUACGGUCAUGUAUCCGCCGGGGGGAGUGGAGUGUACGGCAGCGCACCGGGGCCUGGCGGCGCCCGGACCGCAGCGGGCUUGCUGGGGCUCGGCCUCGGCGGUGGCGGAGCCGCAGCCGCCGGAGCCAUCGGUGUCGCCGUCGGCAGCGGCGGCGGCGGUGGCUGUGAGGAUAUGACGGUGCUUUCCGCCGUUGAGUGUUUCGAUGUGGCUGCGGGGCGGUGGCGGGUGGCUGCUCCCCUGAGUCACGGGGGCAGGGCGGGACUGGCCCUUUCCGCGACAUUGGGGGAGACCAACUGCGAACUAACCAAUGAUGGGCGACGACAGCUCCGCCCCUGGACGGUCGGCUCGCAGCUCCUCUUUACCGCCCCCCCCGGCACCGCCAAGUACCUUUCACGCCCCACGUAA
Volvox carteri f. nagariensis is the source of this 2934-nucleotide messenger RNA. RefSeq lists its product as uncharacterized. The transcript is spliced from 11 exons. Bases 1 to 2934 code for a protein of 977 amino acids. NCBI's taxonomy places the organism in Eukaryota, Viridiplantae, Chlorophyta, Chlorophyceae, Chlamydomonadales, Volvocaceae. Gene Ontology annotation, molecular function: protein binding. The record is from RefSeq and is a predicted model, not a curated record.